UUACUUUACUACACGUCAGACGUCAAAGCAUCCCUGUUUUGACUGCAAGCGGAUCUGAAUCGGUUCUUUCCUUCCUCCCUUUCCAUUUCCAUGGCGGACCGCGCAGUCGCAGACCCGUCGCAGAAUCCCUCCUCCCCUCCUCCGGCCACCGCGGCGGCGAGGCCAUCGAAGGGCGGCGACCGCGACUUUCUCCUCCACCUCGAAGUUUAUCUCGCCCGCCGCGACGGCGUCGACAAGCUCCUCAAGAUCUCCCGCUACGCCGCCAAGAUCGCCCUCUCCGCCCCCUCCUCCCCGCUCCCCCCGGCCCUCGCUCCCCGCCUCAAGUCAUUCGAAUCCAGCGUCGGUCUCAGCCGCAAGGCCUUCCGCCUCGGCAAGUUCGUCCAAGAUCUCAACGCCCUCCGUGCCGCCGCAGGCGGCGCUGCCCUCUCCCCUGCCGAUCGCGUCCUCGCCGCCGUCGCAUACGGCGGCGAGGGCCUCUACUAUUUCGUCGAGCAGUUCGUGUGGCUAUCCAAGGCCGGUCUCAUACCCUCCGAGUACUCCCGGCGGCUCCAAAAGAUCAGCGCUUGGGCGGAACUUAUCGGCUACUUUGGCAGCGUCUCCCUAAAGGCACGAGAAGUACGAAAGAUCCAGUCUUCGAUCCAAUCGAGGAUCGACAGCGCGAAACCUGGAGAGGGCGACGAGGAACUAAGGAAACUGAGAACGAAGCUACUGCUGAAGCAGCUCUCCAUCGUUCAAGACCUCGCUGACGGACUGAUGGCUCUCGGCGACGUCAGGGACGGAAAGGGCUUCCUCCUCUCAAACACUCUACUGACGGCUUCGGCAGGGCUCUUUUCAGCACUCAUCAGCACUCACAAGAACUGGACUUCUUGCUAAGGUAGUCCCUCCUCUCCAUUCCUCUCAGAAUAAACAAAGCUGAAUGCAUUCUUUGUUUCACUUUUAAAGUUGAAUUUAAUAAAUGGGAUUCAGUUCUACUGCUAUAACUGAACCAUUCUUGAUUAGUGAUUACUUUGCUUAUUAUGGAUUUGUGAAGAUUGCUCGAUCGGUAGUGGAGCCAUUAGCAAUGUCUGUAUAUACAUUUUCAGAUACAUCCACUUCUUCUUUCCCUUGUUAUAUCUUCUAUCCAAGUAAACUGACCGUAAAGCUCAUGGGCCUUGGCGGUUUGAGUUUACCUCUUCUCAUGUUCCAUUGUUGCUUAGCUUCUUUAUUCUUGCCAAACUACCUUUAUAGCGCAUCCCUAAUGCAGUUCACUUUCGUUAGUGCUCUUGGAUGGUCCAAUUUAUCUUCUUGUGUUUGACUGAUUGUUGCUC
Messenger RNA from Zingiber officinale, 1307 nucleotides. RefSeq names its product peroxisomal membrane protein 11-3-like. The record is from RefSeq and is a predicted model, not a curated record. The coding region runs from base 91 to 873 and encodes 260 amino acids. Gene Ontology annotation, biological process: regulation of peroxisome size; peroxisome fission. NCBI's taxonomy places the organism in Eukaryota, Viridiplantae, Streptophyta, Magnoliopsida, Zingiberales, Zingiberaceae. The transcript has a single exon. Gene Ontology annotation, cellular component: peroxisomal membrane.